Messenger RNA from Megalobrama amblycephala (Wuchang bream), 2481 nucleotides. RefSeq names its product cerebellin-2-like. The transcript is spliced from 8 exons. Lineage: Eukaryota; Metazoa; Chordata; Actinopteri; Cypriniformes; Xenocyprididae. The record is from RefSeq and is a predicted model, not a curated record. Gene Ontology annotation, molecular function: protein binding. The coding region runs from base 43 to 1080 and encodes 345 amino acids.
GUUGUUGUGUUUCUUGAUCUAUAAUCACACAGAACAGCAAAGAUGAAGCUGUUAAUGAGCGUUGUUGUGUUGAUGUGUGUUGUUGCAGCAGAGGAUUUAAUGUCACCAACAAUUGACCUCAUUAGUGAAAUCGAGAAGUUUAAGACCAUGGAGGAAAAGUUAAAUGCUCUUUAUGAUGAAUUCAGGGAACUAAGGAGCAAGAAUGAAGUCCACACUGAGGAGAAGAAUGUGAUGAACAGCUUGAGUUCUGCUGUAUUGGUUCUGAAUGAUGCAGUUAACAAGCAGGACCAGAAACAAACUGAAACAGAACGAUUGCUGGACAGUUUGAAGUCAUCCAUACAGACUGAUCAACAGAACAAACAGCGUGACUUUGAGUCUCUCUCGAGCUCAUUGGGUGCCCUGAAGAGUUCAGUGUCAGAUCUCACUUCAUCUGUCGCAUCUCUCUCUUCUAAACAACAGACCUCUGUUAACAAGCAGGACCAGAAACAAACUGAAACAGAACGAUUGCUGGACAGUUUGAAGUCAUCCAUACAGACUGAUCAACAGAACAAACAGCGUGACUUUGAGUCUCUCUCGAGCUCAUUGGGUGCCCUGAAGAGUUCAGUGUCAGAUCUCACUUCAUCUGUCGCAUCUCUCUCUUCUAAACAACAGACCUCUGAAAGGGUGAAUGUGGCUUUUUCAGCCUCACUGUCAGCUUCAUUGGGCUUCACAGAUUUUGGCCCUCAUACUGAAGCAACCACUCUUGUGUAUGAACAUGCAUUUAUUAACAAUGGAAAUGCUUAUGACACAAAUACAGGAAUCUUCACUGCACCAGUAAAAGGAGUUUAUUUCUUCAUCUAUGUGGUCUUCAAUCCUUCUAAUGUACCGACCGGUGUGAGACUGCUAAAGAAUGACAAAUUUGUGGUGGCAGCAUCAGAUAACCUGCCCGGACAGGACACCGAAGACACGACCUGCAACUCCGUCACUCUUCUUUUGGAGAAAGGGGACCGGAUUCAUCUUCAGCUCAUAGAGAAUCGACGGGUCUACGCGGAUAGCUGGAAACGGAACACCUUCAGCGGACACCUUCUGUUUACUGUGUGAAGGUCUGUGGCUGGUUGCUUAGACUCUUACAAGUAGUCAUCUAUUUUUUUUCUUCACAAAUUUUUAAUCAUUUACAUAAAAGGUAGACUGAUCUAUUUAGAAUCUGAAUGAAUUCUAACUAAUUACUAAUUGGUCAGUCAGACUAGUUCUUACAGUUUUUCUCAAUCACUUUGGCACAUUUCUCGAAACAGGCUUAACAUUCUCUAAACUGUAAGUGCAAUUGUCGCAACUGUUCACUGAAACAUCAGAACUCCAUUGCAUGUCUGCAAAAUGUAGUUACUUGUAUUUAGCUGUAUUCAUAUUGCAUUGCAAAACACUUGUGAUGAUAUUGAGGUGGGAUACUGGUAAGAUUAUUGACAGGUUUGUUGGUUUGGGUAGGUUUAAGGGUUAAGGGAAGGCUCAACAGUGUAAUUAUAGCUGUUUUUGAAAAAAUGUUUUUAUAAGUGCAUUGUAUCAAAUGAUGCAUUUACAGUAAAAGUUAGUACAAAGUAGUUAAAGACACCUAAUAUAAAGUGGGACAAAACAUUUUUAUUUACACAGGACAUUUUUUUUUUUUUUAGAAAUGUGUUACAUGUAAACUGAAAAUUCACAGUUGCUUGUUCUUUUUUACAUAUUCUAUACAGUAUGUCUUCCCCUAACACCACACAUUCUUCCCAUUGCUCUUCCACGACAAGCAACUGUGUUUUGUCAGUUUAUAUGUAACACAUUUCUACAAAAAAAACCCCCCAAAAAACUGCAGCUGCUGUUUAGGGAUUUACUGUAGACUUUCCUUCAUGUUCAAAAAUGGUUGUGCUAAGCAAUCUCCAUAUAGCCGUAUGUAACUGCAUGCUUCCAAACUUGAUUGGUUGAUUGGUAAGAUUGUGAUUCCUAUUUCAUUACAAUCGCACUUUGCAUUUUGCAUGUGAAGGCUCACACGAUGAAAGAAUGUUUAGAAGUUGUGAUGAGUUUGAUAGUUUCACUGAGAAUCAGCUCAUCAGUUUUGAUCAACAAUUGUUGACAAUUGUAUUUAUUUUUUUGCACAUGUGACAAAACACAUGCAAAUUGCUUUAAUCAAUAAGAAAUCCAAAUCUGAGACCUGAACUUACUUUUUUGAGAAAAAAAUGUUUUGUUCGAGAAUUGAGCCAAAGCGAUUGAGAAAAACUAUAAGACACUGUUUACUUAGGCCAACUGAUGGUAUUUUAGCUCGAACACAAUAAAUAAAGCAAAAGCAAAAUUUCCUGAACCUGUGAAGAAAAAAAAAAAAAUAUGACUUGGCAAGACAAACACAAGAAAGCUGUAAAAUGAGCCACAAAAAUCCUUUAAAUGUAGCACCAUAUAUAUCAUUGAUCACUGUUUGUUGUAUAGAUACUUAAGAAUUAUAAAUCACAUAUUACACAAAUAAAGUCAUAUGUUUCUAGAAAA